Molecule: messenger RNA, 469 nt
Organism: Brassica napus (rape)
Lineage: Eukaryota; Viridiplantae; Streptophyta; Magnoliopsida; Brassicales; Brassicaceae
Product: histone H4
Exons: 1
Coding region: 55-366 (103 amino acids)
Biological process (GO): nucleosome assembly
Cellular component (GO): nucleosome
Molecular function (GO): protein heterodimerization activity; structural constituent of chromatin; DNA binding
Source: RefSeq, a predicted model, not a curated record
CCUUUUCACCAUCAGAAAUUUACUCUAUUGGUUUCCUUAAAUACUUGUUAGAAGAUGUCAGGAAGAGGGAAAGGAGGAAAAGGAUUGGGAAAGGGAGGAGCCAAGAGGCACAGGAAGGUGCUUAGAGAUAACAUCCAAGGUAUCACCAAGCCUGCUAUUCGUCGUCUUGCUCGUCGAGGUGGUGUCAAGCGUAUCAGCGGUUUGAUCUACGAAGAGACCAGAGGAGUCCUCAAGAUCUUUCUCGAGAAUGUCAUUCGUGACGCUGUUACCUACACAGAGCACGCCAGGAGGAAGACUGUCACUGCUAUGGAUGUGGUUUAUGCUUUGAAGAGGCAAGGUCGCACUCUCUACGGUUUCGGAGGUUAAAUCGACGGAGAUGAGUAAAUCCACGACUGUUGUAUCAUUUUCUGCUGUGUUGUUAGCCAACAUUAUGUUAAAUUAAUCUUAAUCAAAAGUUGUGCUGUGAUAA